GAUUCCAGUCAAUGAUUCCUCAGACUUAAAGAAAAUGUCCAGCUCAGAAGGUUUUGCUGCUGUAUUCUACAGUGAGCCAGGAGUCCUGGGACUCUUGGCCAAUGUAAUCAGUGCCUUCCUUGUAGCUCUUCAGAAUUUCGCUCAAGUCAAUACAGGCAUUUUGGCCAAUGGAACUGAAAACAUCUUGGCAGGUGUUCACCUUGUCUUGAUUGGUGGAGUGACACAACUUGUUGCUGGACUAAUGUCCUUCAGAAAGUACGACCAUCUAGGUGGCACAGCUUUUAUAGCAUUUUCAGCUUUGUGGAGCAGCUUUGGGGCAACUCGGAUUAUUCUGGGAGCAAACUCCCCUCUUAAUGUCACUUUGGGCACUCUGAAUCUAAAAAACAUCAGUGUUGUAAAUAAUAGUUUAAAUGUGGCUUUGGCUCCUAUUAGUGAGUCAGCUGUUGCAGGGUUAGUAGCUUACAUCAGUGUAGCAUUUAUUUUGUCCUUCUGUUCAGCUACAACUAAUUACAUCAUGCCUUUUGUGUUUGGGGCCAUAGCAAUUACCCUCAUUUUUGAGGCUGUGGGCCUCUUUAGUCAAUGGGCUUUAAUACUAUCUGGAAUCUUUGAACUAGUGAUUGUUGCCUUUGGGCUUUAUGGAGCCACUGCCUUGCUUUUAAAGGGAGUCACCCAGAGGUACAUCCUUCCAGGGUUUGGCAAUGCAUUAUUCAAUGUGCUGCUUCUUGGAGCAGCUAAUAAAUCAUCUUCUAAGACCAUAGGUGAAGAGAAAAAGAAGAACACCAAAUAUGCUGAGCCAAUGGCACUUGGUAACUUGUGCAGUGUGAUUUCUCCCUUCUUCUUUGCUUUUUACUGCUUUGGAUACAUUAAAUCAUUUUAUGUGGGAGCUGUGUGGGUCAGCAUAAAUUCUAUCGCUCAGCUUUAUGCCAGCUACUAUGGUUAUUUGCGCAGUGAUGUCUACUUUGCCACGAAGUUUUGUGUCCAUAGUAUGUACUGGCUUGUGAAGUCCUGGGAGGAGUUCAUUUUAACAGUCCUCAUAAAUGUUAAUAAUUUAGACAGCAGCAGAGCCAGGAUGACAGGAGACUGGUUUUUUUUGGUCACAGCUUUGAUUUUGUGCCUGAUGUCUCUGAAUAUAAACAAACUUGAAAUGAUCCAUAAUGGCUUUUUUGUUCUUCUCACCAUCUCCACCAUUCCUCAGAUUAACAGUGUAUCAUAUUACAGAUUUUUUGGAGCAGUUUGCUCCAUGUAUACAGCCCUCUCCAUUUAUGCAACAUUUGCCAGCCUAAUCAACUCGAUAGCAGAAAAGGCACUGAUUCCUUUUGGAACCCAAAUCCUCUCUUCAAAAACAUUUCAGAAUAUUCUAUUUGCCCCAAAACAGAGGUUCACCAAAGUUGAGGAGCCCCCAUCCUUUACUACUGUGCAGCUUCCAGACGCCCUCUUCUACAUUUGCAAUGGACUGGCAGCCCUGUCCGCAAUCCAGAGUGCAAACUUGGACCAGGCCCAAGCUCAUCUUACUAUUCCCUGGGUCCUGAUCCCUGGAACUCUAAUCCAACUCUACGUGUCCAGGAUUCAAGUCCGAGGAGGAAGGCGUUUUGGCUCUAUAUUACCCUUCUGUUAUGCAGCUAUCUGGGCAACGUGGACCUGGCUUCGAUUUGCAGGUCAUUUGUUAAAUAUUGAUCCCAGUUCUGAUGGUGGAUUCACUGCAGGAGCGGUAGCUUUCCUUAUAGUCAACAUGUUUCUGGUUAUCUCAGCUACUUAUAUUAACAUGGUGCUACUCCUAGCCACAGUCAUUAUGGAAGUGAUAAUCAUCUGCUUUUUACUCUUCACCCUGGAGCGACUGCCUCUUCCUUUGGAAGGUGUGAUGCUGACUUUGUUCAGUCUUGUCUGUGUUUAUGGAGCAAUUGCCUCUUUUGCCAACCAUGUGUUUGGGAAACAACUAAUUCCUCUGGGUGACUCUCUAUACAAGGCUGGAACAAACAAAAAGAAAGAUCAAGCCUCUUUGCCUUGUCCCAUUUCUACUUCACGGCAAACUAGUGGUCUACAAACUAUCACAAAGAUCUUAGAUUCUGGUUGUGUGUGCGGCAUCCCAACUGAUACUGUGUAUGCUCUGGCAGCUUCCUGUAAACACCCAGAAGCUAUUGAACGUAUCUACAACAUAAAGGAGCGUCCUAUGGAGAAGCCCAUCUGUAUCUGUAUCUCCAAUCUGGAUCAGCUGUCUGCAGUGUAUCCUCCAUUCAGCCCAUUGCUCUGGGAGUUCAUGAACCAUGUCUACCCUGGAGGGAUCAGCUGUAUUGUGAAGAAAGGAGAAUGGCUGAAGAAACUAGGUGUUGGUGCUGCCUAUGACCGUGUUGGUACAAAGGAUAGCAUCAUGAUCCGUGUUCCUGACCACACUGUAACAGCCCAUCUCGUGAAUAUGACUGGUCCACUAGCCAUUACGUCAGCCAACCCUAGUGGAGAGCCUGAUAGUACCCACCAUGACAUGGUUAUCUCGCGCCUCGGAUACAAAAUUGAUGGCGUUUUAUGUGAUGGAAACUCCAAUGAAUUGGUUGCUUCCACUGUCGUCAACUGUACCAAGAUUGAUGAUGAAGGAAUCACCAUUCUAAGAGAAGGCUGUGUCCCAGCAGUGAGAGUCAUUCAGCUUUUUGAACAAGUGAAGCACAAGCUUGACUAAUGGCAAACCUCAAAUAAUGAAAACUUUCAAAACUGAUAUGCAAUGAAGAUGCAUAGAACACCUGCAUAUAGUCAUAGAGUGCAAACGAUAAGAUUAUUACACCUGCGGGUAACUUCUCAUUAUCAAUGAUGGAUGUGGCAGUAGGUAUAAUGCAGUGAUACAUAGUGGUUUCCUUUUAUUAAAGGGAACAUGGGAGAUCAUGAUUUGCUACACUUUCAUGGUUAUUGGUUCACCUUACCAAAGCAGAAUUUUAUAUUGCGGGGCUACAAAGACCUGAUAGGAAGCGUGUUGAUCCAACUGAAUAACAAUCAGCAGGUAAUAACUUUGCAAUUAAUGAAUAGUUAAAUAUCAGUUCUAUCACUCUCAUGCAUAAAGUAAAAGUCAUAAGAUGUAUAUUUAUAUAAAUAACUGUAAUAAAAUCAGCCUUUAUCAAUGUAAUCAUUGAAUUCAUUCAUUAAAGAGCUGAAACUUCAUCUUCAACUUGAGACAGAGCUCAAGUAAACCUCAGGGUUACACCUGCAUUGUUCAGCUUUGAAGUCUGAUGCUACCCAUAUUAUGGUCAUGUUACAUUUCCACCUGAGGAUAUGAAGCUGAGUACCAAAUUAUUUGUGGUGUCAUGUUUGUUGAAACAAUAGCCUGUACACCCAGUAAGCUACAACCUACCUAUAUGACAUCAUUCUUCCUGUCAUAAUCUUGGUGACAAUUGCACUUUUUCUACUCUAUCCCAGUAUAAUAGUAAGAAUGUCCUUUCUACUAUUCUAAUACUAAACUAUGAAUUUUGUCAAUACUAGUUUUAGUAAGAAGACAGUACCUUCAUAAUAUAAAUAGUAAAAAUAAAAGGAAAACUGCACAUUCUAGAAUUUUGGAAUUAAAACAGUAAACACAGCAGUAUCUGAAGGUGAAAAAGAAGUUAACAUUCCGGGGGGAAUCAUUGAUCAGAACUGAUAUGUUUCUAUUACUUUAGUAGAUCUAAAUUAGAAUACUGUUGUAAUGUGUCCAGGAAAUGCUGUGUGAAUCCAUAUCAGUUAAUAACUUACAAAUAAUGGAAAAAAAGGUUUUGGAAAACACUGAAUAGGAAAUUAAGAUCAUUGUAAUUAUUGACUAGAAAUGACUGGGAGUUAUUUUACACUUUAUUUUUGUCAUUACUUUGGUAUUUUAACACAGGUCCUAAUUUGCUUAUUUAAAAUUGGUCAAAAUUUCUUUUAAAAGAGCAGUGUCCCUCAUGUUUCGAACCCACCCAGGAUUACAGGUAUCUCCGGGACAUAAAACGUUUCUCGGACUGCUGUUCCCGUCACAUUCUGAAAUCCACACUCAGUGCCAUGCGCCGCCAUAUGAACACGC
Carcharodon carcharias (great white shark) is the source of this 4009-nucleotide messenger RNA. RefSeq lists its product as uncharacterized. The transcript is spliced from 11 exons. The coding region runs from base 35 to 2668 and encodes 877 amino acids. Lineage: Eukaryota; Metazoa; Chordata; Chondrichthyes; Lamniformes; Lamnidae. Gene Ontology annotation, biological process: regulation of translational fidelity. Gene Ontology annotation, molecular function: nucleotidyltransferase activity; tRNA binding; double-stranded RNA binding. The record is from RefSeq and is a predicted model, not a curated record. Gene Ontology annotation, cellular component: cytoplasm.